AUGUCUCUCUCCCUUCCCUCUUCCCUCUAUCUCCUUCCACUCACCAAACCUCUCCAGCAAUCCUCCUCCAUCUGUACUUCUCCAUCUCUUCCUAUCACCAAUAGCUACAGAAUCAACCUGAAGGCUCUGCCUGAGAGGAGAAGAAGACUGAAACAGUGCCAGGUUGCCACCGUGGACGGCAUAGCAGAAGAUGUGCAAGAUGUGUUGCUUCCCAGAGAAGCGGAGGAGGUUAAGGAAGUUGAAGAGAGUUAUGACUGGAGGGAGGAGUGGUAUCCAUUGUACUUAACGGCAGAAGUCCCGGAAGAUGCUCCUUUGGGCCUUACCGUCUUCCACAAACAGCUUGUUCUCUAUCGAGACUUCAAUGGUGUUCUCCGAUGCCAUGAAGACCGAUGCCCCCACAGACUAGCUAAGCUUUCUGAAGGCCAGCUCGUGGACGGGCGGAUCGAAUGCCUCUACCAUGGCUGGCAAUUUGAAGGUGAUGGAAAAUGCGUCAAGAUCCCUCAGCUACCUGAGGGAGCAAAGAUACCUCGAGCAGCCUGCGUCAGGACCUACGAAGUCCGUGACUCCCAAGGAGUAGUAUGGGUCUGGAUGUCUGACAAGAACCCCCCCAACCUCACCAAGCUCCCAUGGUUUGAACACUAUGCCAAGCCAAACUUCCAGGACACAUCAACAAUCCAUGAGCUCCCCUAUGACCACUCAAUCCUCCUUGAAAACCUCAUGGAUCCCGCACACGUCCCCAUCUCCCACGACCGCACUGACUGGACUGCGAAGCGUGAGGAUGCGCAGCCGUUGGUCAUGACAGUCAAAGAGAGAUCAAUGCGAGGCUUUGCAGGGCAAUGGGGCCGAUCGAAGAAUCCGGCAUUCAUGAACUCUCUCAGCUUCCAGGCCCCAUGUGUGCUUCAGAACAAUCUCCAGUUUGUGGAUAAGAAAGGAGUUACUCAGUACUUCUCAGCACUAUUCCUCUGCAGACCAGCAGGUCAAGGGAAGUCUAUGCUGAUUGUGAGGUUUGGAGCCAGUUCAAGGCCUCUACUUUACAAUAUCAUACCAAAUUGGUAUUACCAUCAGAAUGCCUGCAAGGUUUUUGAACAGGACAUGGGAUUCCUCUCCUCACAGAAUGAGGUUCUUAUAAGAGAGAAGGUGCCAACUAAGGAGCUGUAUUUGAAUUUGAAGUUUUCUGAUACGUGGGUUAUGGAAUACAGGAAGUGGAUGGAUAGAGUGGGGACUGGCAUGCCUUACUAUAUUGGACAUGAGACGGUAUCGAUGCCGGCAGAGGCUGCGGUGGUGGAGCAGGCGCCUGUGGGAGCUGCGGCGGCUAUUUCAGCUUCAAUGCCGGCGAAAGGAGGGAUCGGAGAGCUGUAUGCGCCGAACCCGACGAACAGAUACUACCGGCAUGUCAUUCACUGCAAGGGGUGUAGGAUUGUUGUGAGGAGGCUUGAGAUUUUGAAGAAUGUGAUGAGGCUGUUGAGCAUGGCUGCUGUUACAGCUGCGAUUCUCACUGCCCAAAGGCAAUGGAAGGUGGCGAUGUUGGCUCUCGCCAUUGUUUUGGUUGGAGCAGCUCAGCUUUGUUCGAGUGCUUUUGCUCUCAUUACCAGGAAUUUUAUCAGGGAUCAUAGGAGGCUGUGAAAGGAACUUCUUUUAUUUUCUUUCCUUUCUUCUUUUUUGUGUUUUUGGGAUGAUUAAGUUAGUUAUAAUCGUUAAUUGUAGCCUUUUUUUAGCUAAUGCCUACAUAUAAUUCGUGCAGCAAUUUUCGUGUUAAAUCUUGUAUGCGCGCUUGUAUCCAAACCAUACGUUUCUCUUCUUGUCCAGCCAUGAAGAGAUAUGUUGUCCUCCUUCUCUUCAUAAUUUUCAGCAUCAUCCUUCUUGGCCA
Molecule: messenger RNA, 1867 nt
Organism: Phalaenopsis equestris
Lineage: Eukaryota; Viridiplantae; Streptophyta; Magnoliopsida; Asparagales; Orchidaceae
Product: protein TIC 55, chloroplastic
Exons: 3
Coding region: 1-1623 (540 amino acids)
Biological process (GO): protein targeting to chloroplast
Cellular component (GO): chloroplast
Molecular function (GO): 2 iron, 2 sulfur cluster binding; chlorophyllide a oxygenase activity
Source: RefSeq, a predicted model, not a curated record